CUGUUUGCGGCUUGGAGGGAGGUGGGGGUUCGGGUCCUUUGGAAAGUUGUUGCCACCCCUCAGCGGCGAAAAAGGGGGCGCCACUGGGACCAGCGGGCAGGCACUCUAUAGUGCGUGCAUGCGAGCGGCACCACACAAGCAAUGGUCUAGUAGCUGUGGUCGGUGCUUGGAAGCGGACUCUGUCUUUGGUGCCUAAAUAGUAAAGGAAGGUUCUUUGGGUUUGGGCACGUUUUUCAGGUGUUAGCGAGUGCACGCCAUAUUGUAGCGCAAUGUGUCCCCUAUCAUCGAUCAUCCUGGCGUAUGCUCUCCGGGUCAUCGAGGCGGCGCGCGGUUGGCGGGCGCCCGUCACGUGAUAUGCUAAUGUUCUUCGACGGGCGGAGUCAGCGCUCAGUUAAACGACAACCCCAAAGAAAAAUUAUUUCCAUCCAAUUCAUCCAAAAAUUAAUGAUCAUGAGUUCGUAUUUGAUGAACUCUCCCGCUUAUACUGAUCCCAAAUUUCCACCGAAUGAGGAGUACUCUCAAGGGAAUUACAUUCCUAGCCACGGUGGGGAUUACUACACGCCGUCGCAUCACCACCACCAUCAUCCACACCAUCAACAACAUCCACACCAUCAACAUCACCCGCCACCACCGAGUCAUCACCAACAUCCCCAGCAACAUCAUCACCAUCACCCAUAUGCCGGUUAUCCACUAUCGGGGCCCGUUGCUUACGGACAGGAAAAUGGGAGUCCCGUAUAUGGAUCGCCGACGGCGGGACAGCAUUAUUACCGACCACCACCUCCACCGCCCUGCGGAAUGGGGCCCGUGUCGCCCUUGCCCCGCACGCCCACCUUGCCUGUCGAUCACGUCCCCGCGACUAGCCUCAGCCCCGUGCCCCCGACGGGCCCUUCUCAGCAGCAGCCGUCGCAGCAGCAACGGUCGCCGGUAUCUUCGCCG
This is a messenger RNA of Stegodyphus dumicola, 936 nucleotides long. Its product is annotated as homeobox protein Hox-B4-like. The record is from RefSeq and is a predicted model, not a curated record. Gene Ontology annotation, cellular component: nucleus; nucleoplasm. Gene Ontology annotation, molecular function: RNA polymerase II cis-regulatory region sequence-specific DNA binding; DNA-binding transcription factor activity, RNA polymerase II-specific. Lineage: Eukaryota; Metazoa; Arthropoda; Arachnida; Araneae; Eresidae. Gene Ontology annotation, biological process: positive regulation of transcription by RNA polymerase II; anterior/posterior pattern specification.